Caenorhabditis briggsae is the source of this 834-nucleotide messenger RNA. It is a transcript of the gene Cbr-col-91, whose product is annotated as Protein CBR-COL-91. The transcript is spliced from 2 exons. Bases 1 to 834 code for a protein of 277 amino acids. NCBI's taxonomy places the organism in Eukaryota, Metazoa, Nematoda, Chromadorea, Rhabditida, Rhabditidae. Gene Ontology annotation, molecular function: structural constituent of cuticle. The record is from RefSeq and is a predicted model, not a curated record.
AUGCCGUCAGCGUCGACGAUAUCUGUUGUGAGUGCGAUCAGUGGUGUUGCCGUUCUCGGCGCUCUUCUCACCGCCGUUGUCAUCUUCAACGAUAUCAACAAGUUUUACUAUGAAACGAUGGAAACGUUUGAUGGGUUCAAGAUCAACGAGAAGAAUGCCUGGGAUAACAUGGUGAUGUCCACUCGCUCACCAAAGGAGAUGCUUUUGGGCCGUGCUAAGCGUCAAGCUCUCCCAGACUGUCAGGCCCUUGCAAAGAACUGCCCACCAGGACCACCAGGACCACCAGGAGCUCCAGGAGCCGCUGGAGAGCCAGGAAGUGAUGGAGAUGCUGGAAAACCAGGAAUCAACGGAGUCGCCAUUCAAUUCGCUGCUGCCGCCGGAGGAGCCUGCAUCCAGUGCCCUGCUGGAGAACCCGGACCAGCAGGAGCUCCAGGAGCCCCAGGACUAGCAGGACCAGACGGAAAACCAGGAACCGACGGGCAAGGAGGAGCUCCAGGACCAGCAGGACCAGAAGGACCAGCCGGAGACGCUGGAGCACCAGGAGCACCAGGAGCCCCAGGAAGCGACGGACAGCCAGGAAAGGACGGACAAAGAUCCACUGGAACCCCAGGAGCCGCCGGAGCUCCAGGACCACAAGGAACAGCUGGAACUGAUGGACAGCCAGGAGCCGCUGGAGCCCCAGGAGCACCAGGACCAGCUGGAGCACCAGGACCAGACGGACAACCAGGAUCCAACGGACAACCAGGACCAGACGGAGAACAAGGACACGAUGGACAGCCAGGAGCUGAUGCUGCCUACUGUCCAUGCCCAUCUAGAUCUUCUGUUCGUCAGUAG